Molecule: messenger RNA, 1473 nt
Organism: Diplodia corticola
Lineage: Eukaryota; Fungi; Ascomycota; Dothideomycetes; Botryosphaeriales; Botryosphaeriaceae
Exons: 2
Coding region: 1-1473 (490 amino acids)
Source: RefSeq, a predicted model, not a curated record
AUGGGAGCUCUCAUGCAGCUCCCCGAUGAGGUCUUGCGCCUCAUCGUCCAGAAUUGCGACCAGCAUUCGCGUACCGUCCUGAGCGCAGCAACACACCGGCUCCAUCGUGUCUGCAUUGAGGAAAUAUACCAUACAGUUGACCUGAGCGUCCACAACUCCACCGAUCUCCCCCAUGUCGGCCCCGUCCACACCAUCGCCUGGCUGGAUUCGCGCCUCGAACUUCCGCUCGACUUCUCCGAUCGUCCAAGGGUCCCGCUCGACGAUGAGAUAUGGACUCGUCAGAAACUGUUGAUUCGCACAAUAAAAGCCCAUCCUGAAUAUGGCCAACACGUCCGUCAGCUGAAUUGGUCCGUACUCGAUCCUCCGCACGGCAGACGUACCAACAAUACAAGCUCCGAGGACGAUGAGCCGGACCAACCCACUUCAUCCGAGAGCUUCCCGGAGUCAGGAGCUGGCGAGAGCCUGCGGCUGUUGUUCGACAACAUUGGCGACGAUGGUAUUCUCUGGGACACGUUUCUGGCCUUCAAAAAAGUCACCUCGAUCGACAUUGCAUGGCUGAGGGACUUGCGUGAGACUUGUCCUCCGCCACCCCUGUUCACCACUGCCACUUGUGUCCGCCUCGUCGGACAGGCAUCCAGACUAUUCGUCUCCGCCAUCCUAGACCACAUUAAUCCGGAAAACCUAGUCUCCCUCUCCACCAUCAACCUCCAACAAUUCGCCGACCCCAUCCCUUUGACCCCAUCCCACAUGACCCUACGCGAAAUAACCUCGCACGUCCACCGCCACAUGACCGGCGUCGACGGCGCCACCUCCGCCUCCCUCGACAGCACCUACCCAGGCCCCAUGCAAAACCACCUCGUCACGCUCACCGGCCGCUGCCCACGCCUCGCCCACCUCGAGAUCCGCACGUACGCGCCAUGGGAGCGCCAGGAGCUCCUCUCCCCCGACGACGACCGGCGCUACGCCGAAUGGGCCGCCUUCCUCCGCUCGGUACGACCUUCACUCCGCACCUUCGUCUUCGAACAGCACCGCGCCGAGUCGUUGCGCUUCCGCCGCGCCAACCGCCCGCACCCGUUCGGCGCGCGGGGUCGCCCCGUUCUGUGGUCGCUGUUCGGCGCGCACAUCUUGCCGGUGCUGCUGGAGGACAAGGCGUGGCCGCGCCUCGAAAGGGUCGAGCUGGCGGGGUUUCAUGAGGUCACGCGGUGCUUUGCGUGUGUGAAUCCGCCGGAUUUCACGCAGUGGGAGGGCCCGCAUUUGUCGUAUGAGGUGCUGGAUGCGGGGAGCGGCGGCACGAACGAUAUGUGGGCGGUGAGGGAGACGCAUGUGGCGCUGAAUGAGGAGGAGAGGAGGGGGCUGAAGGAGAGGUUGGGUGAGGGUGUCGAGUUGACGAUAAGAGGCGCGUCGCGCAGGUUUGAGAAUUCGUGUAAGGGGGGCAUUCCGGGGUUUUUGGCGAGGAUGCGGAGGGGGGGCUGA